AUGCUGACAUUCGUCACAUUUUUCCCAGAAGGGCUGGUACUUCACCUUUCUUCAUUUCUGUUGUUCACCUUAUAUGCCAGUACAGUUGCUGCCAGCCAAACCAGACCCAGUUAUCACAUCAACCCCGAAAUGAAACGGAUGAAUGACCCCCAACGUCCGUUCCGUCUCGGGGAUGAAUGGCAUUUCUACUACCUAUAUCACUCCAACUUCGACAUCUCAAACCCCGGUUCGGGUGUAGCAAUCGAGAAAUACAAACAGAACCCUCCCACCGGUGUGAUCCUGGGUGACAUUGAGACCGGCAGCGCAGCAGUCGUCGACACGGACAACAGUGCUGGAUUUGGCCAGAAUUCCGUCGUGGCCAUCCUCUCACAGAUGGCGGAUGAGCUGCAACAGCAGUCCCUUUUCUAUUCCACCGACAAUGGGUACAGUUUCCUCCCUUACGCGGGCUAUCCUGUAAUGCCAAACCCCAACCCGGAUGCGAAACCUGCCUUUCGAGAUCCCAAAAUCCUUUGGGAUGGCGAAGCGGGGCGUUGGGCCAUGUCUCUCGCGGAGGGUAACAAGAUUGGUUUCUACACCUCUCCAGAUCUUAAGACAUGGACAUAUAUGUCUGGGUUCAUACCCGAGAACUCCGGCGUAAACCUGGGCAUCCUCGAGUGUCCAGAUCUAUAUCAGAUCGACCUAGAUAGGGACACCACAAAGCGAACCUGGAUCCUCGGGGUGAGCGCGAAUGGUUACUUCUAUAAUAGGACAACGGAUACCGUAUAUUGGACCGGAACAUGGGACGGCAAUGGCUUCACACCCACGAACGGUUUUCCGCAAUGGAUGGAUGACGGGCCUGACUUCUACGCCACGGUCAGCUGGGACAACUUGGACGACACAUACGGCAGCCGGUAUGCAAUUGCCUGGAUGAAUAACUGGGGUUACGCAGAUUCGCUGCCUUAUUACGGAGAUUUCGCUGGUCAGGAUAGUAUGAUCCGGGAGGUCAAGUUUAAGACUAUUAGCAGAAUGUAUGAAGAUGUCUUCGCACCUCCAAACUCCGUGAGCGGGAAUACCAUCGCGAUGGAUCCGGCAUCUGCAUCUCUUCCCAGCAGCCCGAUGGGAGGUGCGUACAUCAUCAACGCCACGGUCGCCAAGAACAACGGCGACAACGGCAAUCAUGUCCACUUUCGCAUUAAAUCUGACGGGUCUUUCAGCACGACCGUAGGUUACGACUUCACGCAUUCCCAGGUGUUUUUGGUCAGGGACUCCGACGGUUACGCGACGGAUUCUAUGCCGUCAGAUCCAAAACAAAUAUACGAUGCUGUGCGCAUGGCGCCAAAUACUUCAGGUGGGAACACGGUCAAAAUGGUGAUAUAUGUGGAUUGGAAUUCUGUGGAGGUGUUCGUGAAUGAUGGUGUGGCAGUGCUAUCGGGACUAAUUUAUUCCAAACAAGCGGCAGAGGAAAUUCAGGUUGUGUCCGAUAUAGGAAGAUUGACGUUGGUGACGUUUAGUUAUGCUGGACAUGUGAUGUAA
Molecule: messenger RNA, 1512 nt
Organism: Talaromyces proteolyticus
Lineage: Eukaryota; Fungi; Ascomycota; Eurotiomycetes; Eurotiales; Trichocomaceae
Product: glycosyl hydrolase
Exons: 3
Coding region: 1-1512 (503 amino acids)
Biological process (GO): sucrose catabolic process
Molecular function (GO): sucrose alpha-glucosidase activity
Source: RefSeq, a predicted model, not a curated record